CAGUACCACAGCAAAACAAAGUCUACCCAGAACUCCCUACAACAACAAGUAUUUACCAACUUUUGUGAUAUUCACAUCCAUAUUUGCCUAAAUAUAUUUACCCAAAACUUGCAACCACGCAGGCUAUUGUAAUGCUAACGAUUAUGAAUCCGAACAUGACGGAGGUAUCUAUAGGGCACGGGCGUUGCGCCAUACUGACCCUCGACAAGUCCCGUCAAUGGACACCCAUGGCUAAAACCGGACGGAUCGAUGUAUAUCACAACCAGGCUAGUGAAACCUACCGGUUGGUGGGCAGAAAUCUAGAGACCAAAGAAGCCCCCAUCAACAUGGCUCUGCGACUCAAGUUCAAGCAUGUUGUACAGGGAGAGCGAUUCGUAUCAUUCUUUGACCAGAAAAGAAACGGUAUCGGGCUACAAUUUGGUACAGCCGCUGAUCGAAUCGCCUUUACAGAUGCAGUGAAAUCUGCACUGGAUUCCAUUGGAUCCAGCAAUAUGGCCGAUGCCCCUGCCCCACCAGCACGAGCAGCUCAGUCGAUGGCCAGCAGUACCACAUCAACAUCAGAAACAAUACGUAAUCCAUCUGUAUUUUCACUCAACAGUAAGGCUAGCGCAGGCGCUGCCGAUACUGCUGUUCAGAGCGAGCACGCUGCUGCCGUGCCCUCGGUCAUUGGAGGGGGUGCUCCUCCCCCACCGCCACCACCACCUCCAGUAGCAAACACUCCAAAUACACAGAAACCCAGUUCAGGGCCAAGUGCACCCCAGCCUGCGGCAGGAGGGGCACCGCCACCGCCACCGCCACCGCCACCACCGCCUGCACCUGGUGCAAACGGCGCAGGACCGCCGCCGCCGCCGCCCCCACCACCGCCUGCACCUGGUGCAAACGGCGCAGGACCGCCGCCGCCCCCACCACCGCCUGCGGCCGGUGGCCCAGGAAAGUCUGCUCCGGUGGACUUGUUGGCAGAGAUACAGAAGGGUAGAAAACUCAAGAAGGUAGGUAGUCCCUCGGACAGUGCGGGAAGUGGGGGUAGUUUCCUGGACGAAAUCGCCAAGGGGGUUAGUUUGAAGAAAAACGGUGGUGGUGGAGCAAAUAUAGACGAGCAGAAGAGUGCACCCAAGCCGGCGGUUGCCAAUGAUUUGAUGGGCGAUAUGGCAGCGGCCCUGGCAAAGCGUAAAAAGAAGUCAGGGAGUCCUAUAGGUGAUUUGGGUAAGCCAGAGAAAAGUGCAGAAUCCGACAUGGGUAGUGGUAGUGCGAUUGUAGUGGGUUCCGAUGAGAGUGGCAAUGUUAUGGACAACUGGAAGAAGCUGGAUGUGGACAGUGCGAAAAGGCAGCCCAGUUUGACCAUGAAUAGACAGCCCAGCAUACCUGGGUCUGCCGGUGGGGCCAGUACGGGAUCUUGGAAGGCCAAGCAGAAUGUCACCAAGGAAGAUCUAGAAGCUUGUAAGGCCGAAAUAUUGGCCGAGAUAAAGGCCGCAAAAGACGAGAUUUUGGCUGCUAUCAAGGCGAAUAAGUGAUUGAAUUGCAGGGGAUGUACUGGUGGUAAAUAUGACUGAUGUGACCGAAUGAAUAUGGAGACGAGACGGUAAUAUCCGGUGUAUAUAGUAAUGUGAUUGAAAUUAGGUCAAGACGAAUACGUUUUAUUGUUUGUUAUGUGCUAUUCCGUGCUGGUAAUUUUGAUGUUGACUGUCAGCGUACAACAUGUGCAGAUGCAGCAAUAUUGGUGCUUUAAAUGAUCACUAAUAUAAUUCAUUAAACGGAACACGUACUUUAUAUAAAAAUAUGUCGAUACAACCACUAUGUAAAUUAUAGGUGUCAUAUACGAGUCAUUGAUAUUCAUAUGUAUAUAUACAUAUAUAAAUAUAUAUAUAUAUAUGUGUGUGUGUGUGUGUGUACGUGUGUGUGUGUAGUUAUAUAUAUAUAU
Sphaeroforma arctica JP610 is the source of this 1918-nucleotide messenger RNA. RefSeq lists its product as hypothetical. Bases 132 to 1511 code for a protein of 459 amino acids. The record is from RefSeq and is a predicted model, not a curated record. Gene Ontology annotation, molecular function: actin binding. NCBI's taxonomy places the organism in Eukaryota, Ichthyosporea, Ichthyophonida. The transcript has a single exon.